ACUGAGUUGUGUCCAAUUAGGAAAAGCCAGCCUUGGAGCCUAUAACUAACUAAGACAAUCCUCUAACGACACCGUUUCAUGUCUUCCUCUCUGCACACAUAUAUAUACCGUACGAACCCACCUUCCUUCGUCUCCGUCCUCGUCUUUGCUCUCUGCACUUCAUCCCAUUAACAACGUCACAAAUUCACAAUUCAGCUGGAAAGAAACCUAAUAGUGCGAUCUUCUUCGAUCCGUGCUUACAUAUUCCACCCUUUCCGAUUCAUUCCCAAAUCCUGUUAUUGUAUCCUCCACCGAUUGGCUACAUUGGAUGCACAGUUCAGUUGAUGCAGAAUAUAUUUUGAAGAGUAACUGAUAAGGUUCAGUUUCAUGGAAAGGCUAUUCUUUUGCUGGACAAUGGUUUAUAUACUGAUAUUUCAGUGAUUUAUGAUUUUCCAUUGCAAAUCCAUUCCUCUUUAAUGAUGUGGGCUUUUGCAUCAAAUGCUCUUUCGAACAUUAGAGUGAAAAGAAUCCCAAGUGUGUCAAGUCAUACUUGUGCAGUUUCAGCAGAAUGCUCUGAUGAUGAGUCCUGCUCUAAUGCCAGCAGAGACGAAGGACUAGAAUGCCCCAUAUGCUGGGAAUCCUUCAACAUAGUUGAGAAUGUGCCUUAUGUCUUAUGGUGUGGUCACAGUCUCUGUAAGAACUGUGUACUAGGACUUCAGUGGGCUGUGGUGACGUUUCCUUCUCAACAAAUCAAGAUUCCGUUCUUCAUUUCAUGUCCAUGGUGCCACCUGUUAUCAUUCCGUUUGAUUUAUAAUGGAAAUCUCAAAUUUCCUUGCAAGAAUUACUUCCUUCUUUGGAUGGUUGAGAGCAUGAAUGGUGAUAGGCAAAGGCUCGUUUCCACCUGCAUGGACAGCCAACCAGUUUGGACUCCAAAGAGCUACAUUCUGGAAAACCAAGCUACUAAUUCUAACCUCAUUAGGGCUUCAUUAUGUAAUUACACUGGAAGGCAGGAACCUAACAUUGUUGGUGGUCGGGGCAGACACAGACACCCUUUUUCCCUUAACAAAUCUCUGGAUUUCUUCAUUCACUUCACGUCCAAGUUCCCAUUGGUCAUCACUUUCCUUCUGAUUGCAUUUUUCGCAGUUCCGUGCAGUGCCAUUAUUUUAGUCCUGUACUUGCUUGUCACUAUUCUUUUUGCUAUCCCAUCAUUCCUCGUAUUGUACUUUGCAUGCCCAAUGAUGCACAAGCUAGUAAGAAAUAUAACCUCUUGAAAUGUAGCCUUGCUUCGACAGACGCCCGCAGCAUGUCAAAUCUAACUUCUGCAAAUUUACUCUACCUUUGGAUUGCUUGUUCUUCCUCGUGGUAAUUUCUUUGUUAUUUCUAAGGUUAUAUCAUGUUAUUUUGGUUAUUUUUUUGUAGUCAACUUUAGCCAGAAUCUUGAGAGGAACUUUAUUUUUUGGCAGUUGUAAUUGGGAAAUUUUGUUUUCUCCUUUUAAUUUUGGACAAGGAAUGACUAAAUGUUCUACAAACUACAAAGUGCUAGCGCUGAGACUUCAAGAGUUAAAUGAUCAAGGAUAUGUGAUUGCUUGUACAAAUAAUGUUUCAUGUAGUAUCAUAAGUGCAAGUCUAAUUUGGAAAAAAACAUAUAUAU
Arachis stenosperma is the source of this 1630-nucleotide messenger RNA. RefSeq lists its product as uncharacterized. The transcript is spliced from 3 exons. Lineage: Eukaryota; Viridiplantae; Streptophyta; Magnoliopsida; Fabales; Fabaceae. The record is from RefSeq and is a predicted model, not a curated record. The coding region runs from base 456 to 1250 and encodes 264 amino acids.